Molecule: messenger RNA, 7372 nt
Organism: Rattus norvegicus (Norway rat)
Lineage: Eukaryota; Metazoa; Chordata; Mammalia; Rodentia; Muridae
Gene: Sox5
Product: SRY-box transcription factor 5
Exons: 15
Coding region: 128-2419 (763 amino acids)
Biological process (GO): positive regulation of chondrocyte differentiation; positive regulation of mesenchymal stem cell differentiation; asymmetric neuroblast division
Cellular component (GO): nucleoplasm; nucleus
Molecular function (GO): cis-regulatory region sequence-specific DNA binding; transcription cis-regulatory region binding
Source: RefSeq, marked validated
GAGAGAGAGAGUGAGAAGAGACAGAAAGAGAAUCCAUUGGUUUAGAAGGUUUGGACUGACUUGACAGGUUCAGUUGGAGCCGAUCAUAGGUGGCCGCUGUGACAAAGGGAAAUUGUGCUUUUCCAGCAUGCUUACUGACCCUGAUUUACCUCAGGAGUUUGAAAGGAUGUCUUCCAAGCGACCAGCCUCUCCGUAUGGGGAGACAGAUGGAGAGGUAGCCAUGGUGACAAGCAGACAGAAAGUGGAAGAGGAGGAGAGUGAGAGGCUCCCAGCCUUUCACCUUCCCUUACAUGUGAGUUUUCCCAACAAGCCUCACUCUGAGGAAUUUCAGCCAGUUUCUCUGCUGACGCAAGAGGCUUGUGGUCCUAGGACCCCCGCUGCUCAGCACAGUACAAUGGAAGUCGAUGGCAAUAAAGUUAUGUCUUCAUUAGCUCCGUACAACUCAUCUACCUCACCUCAGAAGGCGGAAGAAGGUGGGCGACAGAGUGGGGAGUCGGUGUCGAGCGCAGCCCUGGGGACUCCCGAGCGGCGCAAGGGCAGCUUAGCGGAUGUGGUCGACACCUUGAAGCAGAGGAAGAUGGAGGAGCUGAUCAAGAACGAGCCGGAAGACACUCCCAGCAUUGAAAAGCUCCUCUCCAAGGACUGGAAAGACAAGCUCCUGGCAAUGGGAUCAGGGAACUUUGGAGAAAUCAAAGGGACUCCUGAGAGCCUCGCUGAGAAGGAGCGGCAGCUCAUGGGUAUGAUCAAUCAGCUGACCAGUCUACGGGAGCAACUCCUGGCUGCCCAUGAUGAGCAGAAGAAGUUGGCUGCGUCUCAGAUAGAGAAACAGCGCCAGCAGAUGGAGUUGGCCAAGCAGCAGCAGGAGCAGAUCGCAAGGCAACAGCAGCAGCUUCUGCAGCAACAACACAAAAUCAACUUGCUCCAGCAACAGAUCCAGGUUCAAGGUCAGCUGCCGCCAUUGAUGAUUCCCGUGUUCCCUCCCGACCAGCGGACCCUCGCAGCAGCUGCCCAACAAGGAUUCCUCCUUCCUCCUGGUUUCAGCUACAAGGCUGGGUGCAGUGACCCUUACCCCGUUCAGCUGAUCCCAACCACCAUGGCAGCUGCCGCUGCAGCGACACCAGGCUUAGGCCCACUCCAGCUGCAGCAGUUCUAUGCUGCCCAGCUAGCUGCAAUGCAGGUUUCUCCAGGAGGGAAGCUCCUAGGCCUACCCCAAGGCAACCUUGGUGCUGCCGUGUCUCCUACCAGCAUUCACACAGACAAGAGCACAAACAGCCCACCACCCAAAAGCAAGGAUGAAGUGGCCCAGCCACUGAACCUAUCAGCUAAGCCCAAGACCUCUGACGGCAAAUCACCUGCGUCACCCACCUCUCCUCACAUGCCAGCUCUGAGAAUUAACAGUGGAGCGGGUCCCCUCAAAGCCUCUGUCCCAGCAGCGUUAGCUAGUCCUUCAGCGAGAGUUAGCACAAUAGGUUAUUUAAAUGACCACGAUGCUGUCACCAAGGCAAUCCAAGAAGCCCGCCAGAUGAAGGAACAGCUGAGGCGGGAGCAGCAAGCGCUGGAUGGGAAGGUGGCCGUAGUGAACAGCAUAGGUAUCAGCAACUGCCGGACAGAAAAGGAAAAAACAACACUGGAGAGCCUGACUCAGCAGUUGGCAGUUAAACAGAAUGAAGAAGGGAAAUUUAGCCAUGGAAUGAUGGAUUUCAACAUGAGUGGGGAUUCUGACGGAAGCGCUGGAGUCUCAGAGUCGAGAAUUUACAGGGAAUCCAGGGGACGCGGUAGCAAUGAGCCGCACAUAAAGCGUCCAAUGAAUGCCUUCAUGGUGUGGGCGAAAGAUGAACGGAGGAAAAUCCUUCAGGCCUUUCCCGACAUGCACAAUUCCAACAUCAGCAAGAUACUGGGAUCUCGUUGGAAAGCUAUGACCAACCUAGAGAAACAGCCAUACUAUGAGGAGCAGGCCCGGCUCAGCAAACAGCACCUGGAGAAGUACCCAGACUACAAGUACAAACCCAGGCCGAAGCGCACUUGUCUGGUAGAUGGGAAGAAACUGCGCAUUGGAGAGUACAAGGCCAUCAUGCGGAAUCGGAGGCAGGAAAUGCGACAGUACUUCAACGUUGGGCAACAAGCACAGAUCCCCAUCGCUACGGCCGGUGUCGUGUACCCCGGUGCCAUCGCCAUGGCAGGAAUGCCGUCCCCUCACCUGCCCUCAGAGCACUCGAGCGUGUCCAGCAGCCCAGAGCCCGGGAUGCCCGUGAUUCAGAGCACUUACGGCGUGAAGGGAGAGGAGCCUCACAUCAAGGAAGAAAUCCAGGCUGAGGACAUCAACGGAGAGAUUUAUGAGGAGUACGAGGAGGAGGAGGAGGACCCCGACGUCGACUAUGGGAGUGACAGCGAAAACCAUAUUGCAGGACAAGCCAACUGAUCAGGGCCAACGGACCGCGGUGAGCUGAGGACUUGAAGAAGCCCUAGCUGGUUCAUCCUUAGUAGUGGCCAAGCACAUUAACUCUCUCAUACACUGACUGUUAUUUUAACUGUUAGUCUUAAAUAGUUGGGAUAUCAGCUGACAAAUAGACCUCAGCCUCAAAAGGCUCGGAAAGGAAAGAAAGAAAAAUAAAAAAAAAAAAACAAACAAACAAAAACUACAAGCAAACGUCAUUGACAACAAGAGAUCGAAAUAAGCUAUGGGUAACCAAUGCCAGUAAAUCAGCUGCUACACCCCAGCACUGAAGUCUCACCCAUCAACUUUUUUUUUUUUAAAUAAACUUUAUGGCUGUUUGUUCUAUAUUAGAAAAUCCUCACUCAGGUACACAGUGCCAACAAGUGGCUUGUGAAUGUGUUAUGUUGUUCUGUGCGACAAUUUUUAAAAAGAAAUAAGUUUUGUUCUUCUGUUCUGUUCUGGGGGGGUGGUUCUGGGUUUUCCUUUUUCUUUUUUUGUUAAUUUUUCUUUGCUUUUUGAUUGUUAUCUUGCACCCGACAGACCGGGGGAAGACUGCCGUCAGUCCCUGCCCCCUGCCCCGCCCUCUCGAUCGGUCUGCUUUCAGGAUGGAGGCAUGUGUGAGGGUGGGGCCGGGGGUGGGGAGGGAGAGGAAAACAAGAGCCUACGUCUGCCUUCAUUGCUUCUACCCGACAGAGUCAGCAACUGUUUUCCUUAGAGACCCCCUAACCCUUGCACACGACACUACGUCUUUGAGCAAGUGCCAAAUUUGUACCGAAGCGAUCACCAACUUCAUUUGCUUAUCCUUCCUUUCUCCUUGUUCUUCUUCCGUUAGGACAGUGUUAAACCUUAGACAGUCCCUGGAAAGAGCUGACACACCAGCAACUGAUGAGACUGGUUUUUGUUCUAUUCUGGUUUUUUUUGUUUGUUUGUUUGUUUUUGUUUUCUUUUUUGUUUUAUGGAAACUGUAGGUGCCGUUCUCAGGUGAAAAGAGAGAGAGAGAGACAGAAAUUUAGAGAAAAAAAAUAUUUUCUGAUCUUGGAUUUCUGUGUGCGUGUGUGUGAGUGUGUGUGUGUGUGUGUGUGUGUGUGUGUGUGUGUGUGUGUGUGUGUGAUUAUGGUACAUUAGAUGCAUUCCUAUUAGGGAAUAAUGUCCGGCCAUUGUGAGCAACACCCCCCAUGUGGGACAGCAUUCCACCCCUCCUGAGCAAGCGGGCUUAGAAGCAACCUUAACCUUGAUUUUGCACUUCCAGGGGCAAUGGAACUAAGUGUAAAGUUCGGAAACUAUAUUUUUCAGUUUCUAGUAUGCUCAUUAUAGGGUGGACCUGGUGACCCUGUGUCACGGGCAUGUACAUGACAGACAUGGAAACUACCAGCCAAAUGCUUCUGGAGGCUCCUUCUCCCUGGACAAUUUGCUUUUUCUGACGUUUGCUUCUUAGUGAUCCGUGUGUGUAUGCCUGUGUGCGUGUGUUUGUUUUUCCUGUCAAAACUUUUGAGCAAAGCAAUCAACGGUCUUGACUGAACCCGUUUGCCAUUUUUCAGAAAUAACGGAAUUAGCUUAUGCCUCCAUUGUUCCGACCUUUCCUGACGGGGAAACAGAACUGAUGGUUUUGUAAGAUUUUUUUCUUUUUAUCUCUCCACUCGACGAGGUUAGAGACUGUUUACGUUUCACAAGUGUGGGCCAUGCAUAUUUGACGCCCCCAAGGACCAGGAUUUGGUUAAAUUUCACUGCCACGCCACAAAAUGGAGUCCCUCUUGAUGAACACAGAGACCCCCUUAACCAGUGUUGUGGUCCUUCACCGUAAGUCGAGCCUGCUAAAGAUCAAUUGCUACAGCCAGCAGAGUGCAGGCUCAGAGCAAUAACCAAGAGUGACCGGACCAGUGGUUCUAAUCGCCAACCACAAGGCCAAGACAGUGGUAGACAGAAGACUGUAGCAUCACACCAGGUCCCUCACGAUUGUGUUUAAGAGAGCAAGCGACCCCAGCCAGGGGUUAGAAGUGUUCCGGUAUUCUGUCCAUUCUUGUUUUGCCAAAUACCACCCCCAAGUUUGAUUUUCAUACAUGAAUAAGCAAAAAAUAGGAAGAAGAGAAAAACUUCUCUUCUCUUCUCAGAAGGCCUUGCUUUGGGGUCUUGCUUAGAGGAGCUCAACAUACCUGCAUGUCAGAGGUUUUCUGUUCACGGGAUUUUUGGGUUUUUUGUUUUUGUUUUUGUUUUCUUAUGACUGUAUUUUCAUUUGAAUUGCCUCCUUUUGCUAGUGUAAAAUUAUGAUUAAAUAAUGAUAAUAAUAAUAGUAAUAAUAAUAGUCAGCUGUUUCCAGAUUAGUAAAUUAUGUAUAAUUUAUUUUAUUUCUCCCUAUUUUAUUCUGCUUUGGAUUUGGAAGCUGUUAGGUAUUUAAAACUAAUUUCUAUUUCUAGCUCACACACACACACACACACACACACACACACACACACAGGACUACAUGUGUGUAUAGACACACCUAGACACAUAUGUCUGUAUGUGUGUAUACACACAGACACUUGCUUCUCUAUCCAUAACUCCUUCUGUGUUAACAGUUUUGACCCCCAUAGCAUCAGUUCUGGUAUUUAAUAUGAAGGGGUGAAUUAGUAGGAAUGUCGUGUUCAAUCUUCAUUAACUUAUGCUCUUUCCUCUCAUUUUAGUUAUUUAAUUACCAAUUAUCUAGAGCCAAUUUUUUUGUUUUUGUUUUGUUUCAAAGCACUCUGAAUAAGAAGAAAAAAAUAGACACUUGUUUUUAUACCGUUAUAACGUACAAUGUGAAAACAGAGUUAUUAAAAAAAUAAUAUGUUUCUCUGUGUCUUAACCAACUUCUCCUGACUGAUGUGGGUUCUCCACUCUCACGUGCUGGGUCCCUGUCUCACAGCACAGUUGAGACAACUUCGGUUUUCAUUUCCUGACCGUGGGCGGCAAGAAUACUUUGUUUCAGCUCCAGGUAGAUUGCUGCUGACAGCAUCCAAGGCCAAAACCCAACCCAACACAGCAGUGAAUCAGAGAGAACUCCCUCUUUGGUUUGCUUUUGGUUUAUCUGAAGGGAGAAUGAAACUCUUCACGGUGACCUGUAGCUGCCCAAACCCUCCAGUUUCUUUGAGUUUAUGUCCGUAACUGAACUGUGCCCAGACAAAACCACAAGGCAAGCCCAUCACAGCAUGCCUUUCUUUGUCCCGACAUUUUCCUCAGUGGAUGUUGGCUUUGUUUUAUCCAAGAGUUUGCCCUAGGGGACAACACAAAAGCAAAAGUGAUUCUGCUCGAGGCUAAAGCCCACGUAAGUCACUUGGGGGGGAGGAGCUUUGAAUGGUGACUCUAACAACAUAAUGCCUUGGGUCCAUUGCUUGGGCGAUGAUUUCUGUAAAGGAUCUUAUAGCUUUACAUUCUUUCUAUGUCACACGAAAGCCAAGUAAGACAUGGUAGAGGGAAUGAGAUAAAGUGGAAAGGCAAACCUCAGCCAAUAGCCCCUCCCCCUUCUUCCCUCUCCCUGGCUUGUGGCUGUAAGCCACGCCCAUCUGUCUUUCUGCCCCCACCCCAUCUUCCCUUCCACACACAUUUAUACCAAAACUGAAGAGUAACAUUGCCAAUUUCUUCUUUUUCUAUUUGUUAUCGGGACCCCUGAAACUAGUCACGUUUGAUAGAAAUCUAAGAAAAACAUUCAGUGGAGAAGGAGGUUGGAGUUCUUUGUAAGUCAAUAAUAAUUUGGCUAGCUGUUACAAACAGAAAGUCGCACACACUUCUGUGUAAUUUUUACUCAAAUCAGUCAAGUGGACUCUGAAAGUUCAUUCGUUUCUAGCUAAGAUUCGCCUUUUUGUAAAACCCUUCCCACUGGACAUCAGUAUCAUGGUUGGAACCAAAUCUCCCCAUAGGGGAUGAAGAUCAGAGAGUAAAGUUUCCUACAAUGAGACCGCUCAGUAUGUUUAACUUCUAAAGGACAGUUUACCUUAGUCUGCUUGAGGGAAAUUAUGUUCACCAUUUUGUGGUGUGUUUUCAGAUAUUUCCGUAACGCGGGGGUCGGACGGUGUCCUCGGAAGAAUUUUCCUCUGUCUCACUUAAAAACUUAAGGGAUAGCUAUACAGUCUUUACUCUGAAGGGUAAAUUAUUGAAUUGUGAUAACUGUAUAUUUACAGACAGGUUUAUAAAAAUAUUUGUCUAUCAAAUUAAUAGUGAAAUAAAACUUUUAUGAGGUUCGCAAGGAAGAAAUACGAAAGCUACUUAAAGUGGCGGAUCUAUCUCAUUGCCUCUUAGGGCAAAGACAUUUCUUUAAGCCAGGUUGACACAGUAUUUAAUUUUGCAGUCCCACAGGUUGAAGGUAACAUGCUGAGUUUCCUACUGACGGUCCCUGUCCUCCCCCCAGUGUCUGUCACUGGUCCACUAAAGGCAGUAUUUAUUCAGGCUCCCCUGGCUCUAAAGCACUUAGUCCUCCUGACAGUUUGGAUUUCACAAGUGAAAAAGUUUUGUUUUGUUUUAUUUUGUUAUUUUUUAAAUGAUUUAAAUAAAAAAAAAUAGAAGAGACAAUCAAUGCCUGGAGCUUAAAACAAAGUCUGUGCAAACUACCAUCUCACUUGAAAUUUAAUAAAAUAAGAAAUCGUGUAAAUAUAACAUAGAGUUAUAGAUUUCUAUUUUGUUCAUAACAUAGUGUAAUAUAAGUUGUAUAUUUUCAUGUUUUUUGGGUUUUAUGUUAUCAUUCAUGCCACAAUGAGAAUAAAGCAGGAGUUUGUGUACUCUUGGGAAAAAGAAAAAGACAAAAAAAUAAGAUGUGGGUUUCCGCCAACCUGGUUUUUUUUUGUUUUGUUUUCGUUUUUUUUUUUUUUUUGUUUUGUUUUGUUUUGUUUUGCUUUUCUGUUCUUGUUUUCAUUUUGUCUUGUUUGUUUGGCCUUCCCCCUUUCAGUAUUACUGCCGUGCAAGGCAUCAAUAAAACAGCAAAUGUGUUCUUUA